Molecule: messenger RNA, 1566 nt
Organism: Alternaria ventricosa
Lineage: Eukaryota; Fungi; Ascomycota; Dothideomycetes; Pleosporales; Pleosporaceae
Exons: 1
Coding region: 1-1566 (521 amino acids)
Biological process (GO): lagging strand elongation; Okazaki fragment processing involved in mitotic DNA replication; DNA repair
Cellular component (GO): nucleus; mitochondrion
Molecular function (GO): ATP binding; DNA ligase (ATP) activity
Source: RefSeq, a predicted model, not a curated record
AUGGGCUUCUCAAAGAUCAGGAAGCACAUCACCCGCUCUGGUCUCUUCAUCGGCACGCUUCAAGAUUCACUGCCGCACGAGUGGGAGCAUCUCAUGCUCGUGUUUUUCGACAUCCUUGUGCUGGAUGACGAAUCUACUCUACGUCACUGCCUUCAAGACCGUCGCAAGAUCUUGAGGAACCUUGUCCAUGUAAUCCCCGGUCGGUCAAUGCGAUCGGAGUGGACACUUUUGGACUUUAAGACAGGGGAUGGCAUAACAGACCUUAAAGAGAUAUUCGCCCGGAACCUAGCCGAACACCAAGAAGGACUAGUUCUCAAACCGUUGCAUGCGCCGUACUUCCCACUUCUGUCAGAGCAAGGGCAUCGUCAAGCAGGUUUCUUUAUCAAAUUGAAAAAAGACUACCUCGGUGACAUGGGUGGUGAGAGAGAUUUGGGCGACUUCGCUGUGGUUGGGGCUAGCUUUGAUGCGCAAGUCGCGGCAAAGAGUGACUUGAGGCCUUUACAUUGGACGCAUUUCCAUUUGGGGUGUUGUACGAACAAAGAUGCGGUACAACGCACGGGUGCAAAGCCAAAGAUCAGGAUCGUUGCGAGCCUCAGCCUCGACAAGUGCAUACCAAAGAGCGAUGCGAAAUACAUGAACGUUCAAGGUUACAUCCGCCUGUCUACCCUACGAGACAAUGGGUCGACCCUUGAGUUCGAAAUUCAGCAUCCCAAAGGCUAUCACAGGCGGAUGACCGCAGCAUUCAAGAAGCCUUUCGUAGCAGAGAUUCUUGGCGGCGGCUUUGAGAAGCUCCAAAACGAAUCCUUCGAAAUGUUGCGACACCCCAGAGUCAAGAAAAUACAUCAUGACAGAACUUGGGAAGAUGCUGUGUCUUUGGAAGAUUUGGAACGUAUGGCUGAGGAGAAGUGGGAGGUGCCUGAUGCUGACAAGCUCGAUGGGCAUGCUCGUGACGUUGCUUUGCUGGUCAAGAAGUACACCAAAGAGAUGGGCGGGUCUCAAGCGACUGUAACGACCGACGACACUACGCAGCAGACGACACAGCGGACUACACCCCGCUCGUCGCCGGUGACCCCCCGACCAAGGACCAUACCAGCUGUUCCCCAAGCGUCUCCCAGUGCAGCUACAAUCCAGGAAACGCAGCAGCAUACUUGCACCACGAUUUUAAGUUCUCAAGGCUCUGCAGGUGGUAGCACACAAGGCAAAGGAACACGGGCAUCUCGCGAAAUGCGUAUUCUUGUGAGAGAGGACACAAUAGAGCGUCUGAAUACCUUACGUCCUCCUACACCAAUGUCGACGGCAUCUGGGGCGGCCAGCUCGUUACCACUCAUAUCUAGUGCGGUGUCUAGCCUUUCAACGGCAAGCAAGAGGCGCAGCUUCAUGGACAUGAUCAGCCCACCCAAUGCGAAGCGGAGAAAAGCACUGGUUCCCUUACAGUGCUCUGCGAACAACCGCCAUUUAGGUCAGUUCGAUUAUGAUUCGCAAGAGGGGGUCGUGCACAUUUACGCCAAAGAAGGGGUCAAGGUACAGAUACAUUCCGCACCUCGAGACAAGGAGAAGAGUAGCUAA